Orbicella faveolata is the source of this 1391-nucleotide messenger RNA. RefSeq names its product homeobox protein Nkx-3.1-like. Gene Ontology annotation, biological process: regulation of transcription by RNA polymerase II; cell differentiation. The record is from RefSeq and is a predicted model, not a curated record. Gene Ontology annotation, cellular component: nucleus. Gene Ontology annotation, molecular function: RNA polymerase II cis-regulatory region sequence-specific DNA binding; DNA-binding transcription factor activity, RNA polymerase II-specific. NCBI's taxonomy places the organism in Eukaryota, Metazoa, Cnidaria, Anthozoa, Scleractinia, Merulinidae.
UUUCAGUUUCGACAGACGAGCCGACCAGCCGACCGUUGCAUCUCGUAAGGUCACUAUUUACAGCUAUUGCUAUGGAGUUUCGCCAACACAAAGUGAAUCUGUCCUUUUCGAUUGAAAAUAUUCUACGAGAAGAUUUUCCUCAUCGGCAAAGAACCCACGUCGCAAAUCUGCCAACGGUCAGAGAAUCUUGCUUGGAGAGAUGGGGUACCAUGCCAUUUUAUCAGUGUUACACGGUUCGUUACAGCCCUAUUUUUGUGAAACGUCUGCCAGACAUGUAUAAAGGUGAGGGAAGAUUGCAUCGAGUAAAUAGAGAGAAAGAACAAAUUCUACCCGAGCAAGAGAAAAAGAUCGACGACCAUUGUCUAAGCUGCAAAGACGAAGCUCUCCAUCACAGCAGCGAUGAAAUCAGCGACAAAGAGGUUAAAAAGUCAGAAACGUGUGUCGUGGACAAAGUUCCAAAACGGAAGCGGCGAAAUCGCAGCCAUUUCACCCAGCGUCAACUCCAAUAUCUGGAGAAGAUAUUUUCCCGCCAACAGUAUCUGACACGCGACGAGCGCACGCUAUUGGCGAGAGGCCUGGAAAUGACUGAACUUCAGAUCAGAAACUGGUUUCAAAACCAGCGAUACCAAAAGAAGCAUCGCGCUAACGAGAACGCGAAACAAACUGAGCCAGAUUCUCCAGUGUCCGUGAAAAGUGAAGUGUAAUUUUAUCCCGGCUUCCAGCAAAUGUCUCGCUAAAAUGAAUACGACAGUUAUCCUGGUACGGUCGGUGACAGCCAUAAGCUCAAUUUACUUGAGGAAUAUUUUCGACAACGCCAGCACUCCAUUCAUAUCGAAUUUUUCUAUUUAUCAAAGUCUCUUAUAUUGUGAAACGUUCUGCUGGCAUCACAGAGUAGAAGUUGUGUAUCUGAUACAAAAAUCAGUUACGAAUCGUAAAACUAUAAAUUAUAAACAAGAGUAUUUUUUGUGUUGCCGUAGUUGAUAACUCAUACGCUUUAAAAGUUAAUUUAUUAAAUGUACGUACGUGUAUUGAAUUGUCAAUCUGAUCAACUGAAGUGGACAGUUAUGGUUGCAAAAUUUAUCGUUGGAUACAAAUUUAACAAAGAAGACACAGAGGACAAGAUGACAGUCGAGGAUUUUCCAUGUGAACAUAGUUAGGAAAUUCAAUUUACUAAAAAACAGUUUAUCUUAGGCCCUGUCCACACUAAGGUGAUUGCUGCUUUUUCAAAAUUCUCGGUGUAGUGUGGACGGGAGAUAAUUGAUGCGUUUUCAGAAAAAAAACCUCCGUCUUCUAAUUUCUCUGGCGUAGUGUGGCCGGGAUAGCCUCGUGUAACUUAUACGGUCCGUACACGGUCGGACAAACAUGUUAUUAAUUAAAGUUUAUUUAAUCUA